Molecule: messenger RNA, 1134 nt
Organism: Mucor velutinosus
Lineage: Eukaryota; Fungi; Mucoromycota; Mucoromycetes; Mucorales; Mucoraceae
Exons: 3
Coding region: 1-1134 (377 amino acids)
Biological process (GO): GPI anchor biosynthetic process
Cellular component (GO): endoplasmic reticulum
Source: RefSeq, a predicted model, not a curated record
AUGUUUUCUGCCAGAAAUUGCGCUUCCAUAAAUCAUACCAGCACACCUUCCAUUAACAAUGGAAGACUACUGCUUGUUGCCGACCCACAGAUGACAGACGACAAUUCAUACAACAGGUCCUGGAUUAUCAUGCAGUUAUCCAAGUUUUAUAGCGAGCUCUACAUGAAGAGAAGCUAUCGACAUUUGGAGAACCAUGUGCGGCCAACAGACACUAUCAUCAUGGGCGAUUUAAUGGAUAGCGGCAGAGAUUGGGAUGACACCAAAUAUGCUUCAGAAGUAGAUCGUUUUCGCCGUAUAUUUCCCUCCAAAGCUUAUUAUAUGGUGGGCAAUCACGAUGUUGGGUUUGGCAAUGGCAUACAAAAGCACUUGGUGGAGAGAUUUGAAGACUAUUUUGGACCCACCUCCUACACGUUUGAGAAAUACGGCUAUACAUUUGUUAUUGUCGACACUGUGUCACUGAGCUCAAGUAAUCCAGCCAUACGCAACGACGCAUUGCACAUGCUGGAAUCAUUGAGCAGCAAUAGCACCAUACCAAGGAUCCUACUGACACAUGUCCCCUUGUUCAGAUCUCCCCAACAAACAUGCGGUUCUCAACGGCAAUCAGGCUCGCAUAUUGCAGAUAGAGCAGGAUAUCAAUAUCAGAAUCUAGUGACCGAGGAGCUGACUUUACUCAUCUUGGACAAAGUGGACCCUGUUGCUGUAUUUUCAGGCGAUGAUCACGACUAUUGCAAAGUGGUUCAUCAGCUUCGAGGCAACCACAGCGCUGUUGAGAUUACGGUGCCCACAAUCAGCAUGGCUCAGGGACUGAAAUAUCCUGGCGUCAUGAUACUCAACAUUGAGCAAGGCCAACUCGCAACAGAUUUAUGCUGGUUACCGGAUCAGAUUGGAUUGUUCUUACGCUAUGCGUAUCUUUUGGUGUUUACGAUUGUGUUGCUAUUGACAUGGCAUAUAUUCCAAUACGCUUUCAAAAGCAAUACAAACGGUGCUGGUUAUCAUUUGGCAAAAGAAGAAUUGGGCGUGCAGCAUAUUCAAUUUAAAUCGGCAAAACGUAGCAUGUCGCCCUUUUUCUAUUCCAUUCGAGAUGUAGCCUGGGUUGGCAUCUUGGCAUACAUCAUUUGCAUAUUCAUAUUGUAA